This is a messenger RNA of Chelmon rostratus (copperband butterflyfish), 2983 nucleotides long. RefSeq names its product TBC1 domain family member 24-like. The transcript is spliced from 11 exons. The coding region runs from base 42 to 2294 and encodes 750 amino acids. NCBI's taxonomy places the organism in Eukaryota, Metazoa, Chordata, Actinopteri, Chaetodontiformes, Chaetodontidae. The record is from RefSeq and is a predicted model, not a curated record.
ACUUCUUCCAACGUGCAUUUCUCUAAAGAAUAAGGCUUGAGAUGAUUCACGUUUCCAGAACGCCGGAGUUCUCCAAUUGUGGAAACAUUAAUUCAAUUUCAAUGUGCUCAUCCGCUGACCAAGGCCUGGACUCUAUGGCAGGAGCCAUAAGCAGGCAAAGGUCUCACUCCUAUUACAAUCCAGAGGACUGUAAGAACUAUGGUGUGCAGACGCAGACAGAGGAAACCCAUCUAAGACCUCGCUCCAGGUCCUUUUACAGUUUUGAGACGUCAGAGCUUUACUCUGGCUAUGAUGUGGGAAACUUCGCAAUGUCCAAUCCAUUGACGCAGAGGACCAGCAUCCUACAGCAGUAUCAAAUGAACAAAAAGGAAAAGAGAGAAGGGGAUGGAGCUGGUGUUCGACUCCCCUCUAAGAAAUCCAAGUCUAAACCAAAGAAGCGCUCGCCAUCAAGUGAACUUAAUGGCAGUAAAGGCAAUCUGAAAUCAGUGUCCAUGAUCACCAUCUCUGAGUCGGACAACUGGGAAAUCAGCUCCAGCUCGGGGAUGAAGUACGGACAGUUUGUGGACUGGGAGAAGAUUGACCCAGAGGCCGCAGAGAGAUACCAGCAGAUCCUGAAGAGUGAUCACCAGCAGCUGAAAACGAUGGGCCGCGAAGGAUUCUGGGCCACGCCUCACACACUCCGGGCCAAAGCUUACUAUCACAUCAUCCACGGCAUCAAUUCCAGUGGGUCUGUCACUCCAGACAGAGAUGUCUACCAUGAACAGGCCAAGACGCUCUUUGGGGAACAGAAAAUCAGCACCCAUCCAGUCCCAGAGUACAUGGAGGCAGGAGAAAUACCCAGAUACUGUCUCAACAAAGCGGGCAUGAACUCUGUUAAAAAGAUCCUGCUUUGCCUUGGCAAGUACUUCCCGGACAUGAACUUCUGCCCCAUCCUGCCUGAACUGGUCUCCCUCAUCCUCCACUUCAGCGAGGAUGAAGCUGAGUGUUUCCACAGCGUGUCCCGACUUAUCUGCUACAACGACCCCAACAAGCGUUACAUCGACCAGACCUUCCUCACCUACCGCGCCUCCUGUAUGACCUUUGGAGACCUUGCCAACAGGUGUUGCAGAGGUAUCCGCAAGCUGAUUGCCAGCUCCCACCAGAACCUCUUUGAGUUUUACUCUGACUGGAUCAUGUGGAUAUUUGCUGACCUUCCAUUCACGUAUGCCAUCAGAGUGCUGGACGUCUACCUAUUGGAGGGCUACAAGGUCCUGUACAGGGUGGCACUGGCUUUGCUCAGCCUCUACAAAGUAUCUGUGUCAUCUCGAGUGGCAGACGUGGAGGACUUCAGGACAGAUAUGAAGAGGUUUGUGGAGAACGUAGCUCGCCAUUGCACGGCUGAGAAGCUUCUAGAAAGGGCCUUCAUGAUUCCGAUGGCCACGCGGAGAGAGCUCAACCUCCUGUUCAAUGCCAAUAAGGACUCUCUCAUGCAAAAAGGCGUCAGCAUACACCAGAAGAGGCAAUCAGUUGAGACAGUGGACUUUAACAAGUUCACCUCCAGUGUUGUGACAGGGACCGAGAUGAGAGUGGUCUGGGCCUGGAUACCUGAGCGCUUUGCCCUUUUCAGUCCCAUUAGGCUGUUUAAUACAGCCCAACAUGGACGAAGUCUCGCUUCAUUCUAUUCACAUGUGGAGGGACAUGAACCAGCCGUCUUGAUUAUCAAAACUGCGGAUGAAGAGGUCUUUGGUGCCUUCCUGUCAACUGAUAUGAUAGAAAGAAGAAAGCACGACUCUGGGGGACUUACCUAUUUUGGAACUGGGGAAUGUUUCGUGUUUACGCUUCGUCCCAGCAUGGAGCGCUACCAGCAGGCUAUGGUCAACAUUAUGACCAGACGCGCUUCCCCUCAGCAGGUUCAUGUGAGCAAUGGUGUCUCUUCUGAGGUAUCCGGUAGCAGCAGCUGCUCCCCCAUCAUCUCCACCACAGCCACCACAACUCUGACUUGUCCUGCUGGAACCCCCCAGGACCCCAGCUUCCUGACGAUCCCCUUCACUGCCCCAUCAGAGGAAGCCAUGACUGCCAAAGAGCCAAAGAGACCAAAGGAACAAGAAGCCUCCAUGUUCAUAGCAGGCAACGACAGUCAGCUCCUUAUCGGUGGCAAUGGGGGCCACGCACUCUGCUUACAGGAAGACCUGCAGGGAGGAUACUCAGAGCCUUGUGACACAUUCAAGAGCAUCCCACUCUGCAAGGGACAUUUCAAGAUUCAAGCACUGGAAGUGUGGGGCAUCCAGAACUCUAUUUCCUUUUCUCACCAGUGAAAACUCCCCUUUUUCACUGGACUUGAUUUUUAUGUAAAUUUCAAACUUUUUUGUAACAUGCACAUUUAUGUGUAUUGUGAAGCAACUGAGUGACUUUUUACUUGACUUUUUAUAGACAUGUCAAGUAUAUUUGUAUAUCUUUAUAUCACAUAUAUUGUCUUACUGGACUUUACAAGCCCACAGAAACUAUGGUUCCCAUCUCAGGAAAGCUCUGUAAAAACACAAAUAAAAUGAAUCCUUCGAAUCUUAUCACAGAAGGGAGGAUGAGGCGUGCCAGCUACGAGAGCAAGCAUGUAGUGCAAUGCAAUAAGCAGUAAUGAAUCGAGGAGGAUUGGUGUGAGGGUGGUGUGUGGGCUCUGAGGCUCCUAGAUUCAUCAUGAUUAAAAUCAAUCACCAGAAGAUUUAUUCAUUUCAUUUCUUUGUGUAGACAUAAUCUGUGGGCAACAAAACAGUACCUUUACAAGAUGCAGCGUAUACCUUCUUCUUUGUUGUUUUUUUUUAUUGUGCAACUUAUCUGCAUUUCAUAAGCAAUGAAACAUCAUACAGUUUUUAUCAUGUGGUGAUCAGUUGUUUGUCUUCUCAGUGUCUAAUAAUGUAUUCAGAUAUGUGACGUGAGCAUGUUUUUUACUGUAUAUGUAAUGAGAACCAAAGUAAAUGAGUUUCAGUCUGAAAAAAAAUAUUUCUUACUU